AUUGGAAAAGCACUCUGCGACUCACGUAGUUGUAUUUUUCAUUCAUUCUUUCUCUCUCAAGAAACCAUAACAGAGAAUCAUCAUUCAAGAAACGAAAAUGGAAGAGUUGUUGUUAAAACAGAGAAAGGAGGAAGAGACAGACAAAGUACGUGGAGUCUUAACAUGGGGUGUUUUCGGUCAGGAAAUGAACCGACUUGGCCGAUUGGCUGCACCAUUGGUAGCCGUGACUCUAUCACAGUUCCUCUUGCAAGUGAUAUCCCUAAUGAUGGUUGGACAUCUAGGUUCUCUAUCUCUUUCUAGCACCGCCAUAGCCACCUCCCUCGCCAGCGUCACUGGUUUCAGCCUCCUCUUAGGUCUGGCUAGUGCACUGGAAACACUUUGUGGGCAGGCUUAUGGAGCAAAGCAAUACUACAAACUCGGAACUCAAACCUACACAGCCAUAUUCUGCCUCAUCAUUGCUUGUAUCCCUCUUUCUUUAUUGUGGCUAUAUAUGGGAGAUUUACUCAUUUUUAUUGGCCAAGACAGAUUGAUUUCUCAGGAGGCUGGCAAAUUUAUAACAUGGCUUAUUCCAUCCCUCUUUGCUAGUUCUAUACUUCAACCACUUUUCCGAUAUUUUCAAAUGCAAAGCUUGACAAUACCCAUGUUCUUAAGCACAUGUUUUACUCUUCUUCUCCACAUUCCCCUCUGCUGGUUGUUAGUAUUUAAAUCUGGACUGCAUAAUCUGGGAGCUGCACUAGCAAUGGACAUUUCCUAUUGGUUGAAUGCCAUCUUCCUUUUAGUGUACAUGAGGUUUUCUUCUGCUUGUGCCAAAACGCGUGUCCCCUUAUCCAUGGAUGUUUUACGUGGAGUUGGAGAAUUCUUUCGCUUUGCGAUUCCUUCCUCCAUUAUGAUCUGUUUGGAGUGGUGGUCAUUUGAACUAGUUAUACUGCUGUCUGGGCUUUUGCCAAAUCCCCAGCUCGAAACUUCAGUUCUUUCUGUUUGUCUCAAUACCAUUUCAACGCUCUAUUCUAUACCCUAUGGGCUUGGUUCUGCUGCCAGCACUAGGGUUUCAAAUGAAUUAGGAGCGGGGAACCCGCAAGGAGCUCGAACAGCUGUAUUUGCAGUGGUUCUCUUCGCAAUAGGGGAGGCUAGCAUAGCAUCUGCAGUGCUCUUCAGCACUCGAUACGUUUUUGGCUACAUGUUUAGCAAUGAGAAAGAAGUGGUGUCUUAUGUUACAUCUAUGGCUCCUCUGAUUUGCUUAUCUGUUGUAAUAGACAGCAUACAAGGAGUUCUUUCAGGUGUCGCUAGAGGAUGCGGAUGGCAGCACAUUGGGGCUUAUGUAAACUUGGGAGCAUUUUACCUUUUGGGGAUUCCUUUAGCUGCUACAUUGGGUUUCUGGGGGCAAAUGAGAGGAAGGGGGCUAUGGAUUGGCAUACAAGCUGGAGCUUUUGCACAGUCGGUUAUGUUUUUUACAAUAACUAGUUGCACAAACUGGGAAAGACAGGCAACAAAAGCGAGAGAGAGGGUACUUGGUGGAAUAUCACCAGAAGAAGAGAAUGGAAUUGUUGUAUAAAUGCCAUAUGUCCAAGCCAACGUGAAAUCUUCAUUUGAUGGAGUAUUCUUGUUUUCGCGCUUCUUCGAUAUUGAGCAAUUUUGGGAUAUUAUUUAGAUUUUCUCUUCUAAGGUUCCAAUCAAGUUUCUAUCUGAUAAAUAGAGGAAAUGUAUUUGUAACUGUGUUUGUACUCUAUGUUCAAAUAUCUAAUGACUAAUUUUUGGUUUAUCAAGAUAAUUUGUUGAAAAUUUUGAACUAUUGCA
Messenger RNA from Impatiens glandulifera, 1794 nucleotides. RefSeq names its product protein DETOXIFICATION 12-like. The record is from RefSeq and is a predicted model, not a curated record. Gene Ontology annotation, molecular function: xenobiotic transmembrane transporter activity; antiporter activity. The coding region runs from base 98 to 1552 and encodes 484 amino acids. NCBI's taxonomy places the organism in Eukaryota, Viridiplantae, Streptophyta, Magnoliopsida, Ericales, Balsaminaceae. Gene Ontology annotation, cellular component: membrane. Gene Ontology annotation, biological process: xenobiotic detoxification by transmembrane export across the plasma membrane. The transcript has 7 exons.